AUGAUAAAGAAGAUGGCUGAAAUUGGACCAGAUUCUGGGGGCCGAGUUAAUGGUGUUACAAUUGUGAAACCAAUUGUUUAUGGAAAUGUUGCACAAAAUUUUGGAAACAAGAGAGAAGAAGAUGGACACACUCAUCAGUGGACUGUGUAUGUGAAGCCAUACAGAAAUGAGGAUAUGCCUUUCACCUUUUACCAUCUACUGAAACUUUUCCAGUCUGAUUCUAGCACUAUGCCCAAGAAAAUAGUGGUUUCUGAAUUUUAUGAUGAAAUGAUAUUCCAAGACCCCACAGCAAUGAUGCAGCAGCUGUUAACAACUUUACAGCAGUUAACACUGGGAGCCUAUAAACAUGAAACGGAAUUUUCUGAACUAGAAAUGAGAACAAGGGAGAAGUUGGAAGCUGCCAAGAAGAAGACCAGCUUUGAAAUAACAGAGCUAAAAGAGAGACUAAAAGCAAGCUGA
Molecule: messenger RNA, 459 nt
Organism: Polypterus senegalus (gray bichir)
Lineage: Eukaryota; Metazoa; Chordata; Cladistia; Polypteriformes; Polypteridae
Product: YEATS domain-containing protein 4-like
Exons: 2
Coding region: 1-459 (152 amino acids)
Biological process (GO): regulation of DNA-templated transcription
Source: RefSeq, a predicted model, not a curated record